GUACACGAGAUUUGUAAGUUGGGAUUUAGAUAGAGAGAGAAAGGGUAGAAAGAUAGAGAGAGAAAGUGAAGCUCUAAAAACUCGCAUGCCCUUCUUCUCUCUCUCUCCUCCUCCAUUUCUCAAUCUAAGUGUUUUCUCUUCAUUUUUGCUUCCAAAAAAAAAAACAGUGGUAAAAAAAAAUCAAUUGAAAACCCCCACUAAUUUGUCUGAAUUAAAGAGAGAAUUUUUUAUCUGGGAAAGUUUCAAUUAUUUCUUCUUCCAUUGAAGUUGAGAAGUUUCAACAAAUUCUGGUGCCCAGAAAUUGAUUUUGUUAUAUCUUCUCAGUUGUCUGGUGUGUAUUCUCUGGAAAAACUCUACUUUCUGUAAUUAAUUUUUACUGUAUCAAUUGAUUUCUGAUUGACUGUUUCUGGGUAAUUUGUUGAAUGUUGUAAUAUUUAAUUUUGUUGGUAAUUUUGUAUGAGAUCUGAAAUGAAGUGGGCAGUCGUUGAAUUGGAAACAUGUGAUUGAAAUCAAGGGAUUUGAAGUAUUUUAUAUAGAAAUGAAGUGGUGGGCAUUUGUUUGUAAUUUAGGGUUUUUGACUCUGCUGGAGAUUUGAAAUUUGGGGUUUUGCAAAUUUGAGGGAAUUUUUGGAAAAAGUUGAGAUUUUUAGGGAUUAUAUGACAAAUACUGAACUGGGUAUGGGAGGAGGGGUAGUGUGGAAUGAGGAAGAUAAGGCUAUGAUCGCCUCAAUAUUGGGUACUCGUGCAUUUGACUACUUGAUAUCAAGCCCAUUUACUGCUGAGACUUCAUUGGUUAGUUUUGAGAACAAUGAGAACAUUCAGAAUAAGUUGUCUGAUCUUGUUGAGAGGCCAAAUGCCUCAAAUUUUAGCUGGAAUUAUGGGUUCUUCUGGCAGAUUUCGAGGGCGAAAUCAGGGGAGGUGGUUUUGAGUUGGGGGGAUGGUUAUUGUAGGGAGCCUAGGGAAGGGGAAGAAUCGGAGGCGACUCGGAUUCUCAAUUUCCGGCUUGAGGAUGAAUCACAUCAGAAGAUUAGGAAAAGGGUACUUCAGAAGUUGAAUACAUUGUUUGGAGGCUCUGAUGAUGAUAACUUGGCUUGUAGGCUGGAUAGGGUUACUGAUAUGGAGAUGUUUUUCUUGGUGUCUAUGUAUUUCUCGUUUCCGAGGGGUGAAGGUGGACCUGGGAGUUGUUUUGUUUCCGGGAAGCAUGUGUGGGAGUCGGAUUUGUUGAGGUCGAAAUCUGAUUAUUGUGUUCGAUCAUUCCUUGCUAAGUCUGCUGGCAUUCAGACUGUCAUCUUGAUUCCUACUGAGUUUGGAGUUGUGGAAUUAGGUUCAGUGAGAGCCAUUGGGGAGAACCACGAUGUAUUGAAGGCGUUGAAGUUUGCAUUUGCAUCCCCUCCCGUGGUUCGACCUAAACCAACUCCAGUUUUCCCUGUGGUUGUUCAUAAGAUAGAGGAAGAAGAUGCUCCUGCUCUUACUCCCUCUCCUGCUCCUGCUCCAGCCCCUGUUCGUUCCCCUGCCCCAGCCCCUGCUCGAUCUCCUACCCCUGCUCCGGCACCAGCUCCUGCUGCUGUUCCUGCUUCUGUUCCUACUACUGCCCCUGUACCUGUAUCUGGUCCUUUUUCGAAUGUGAGGCUUGUUGAUCGCGGGUUAGAUGGGGUUCCAAAGAUCUUUGGGCAGAAUCUAAACACUGCAUCCCGUCCCCCCUUCAGGGAGAAACUUGCUGUUAAAAGGAUGGAAGAUAGGCAUUGGGAUCCCUAUGCAAAUGGGAAUAAGCUUUCAUUUGCAGGACAAAGUCCCAGAAAUGGUCUUCAUGGUAGCAAUUGGGCCAACAUUCCAGGUGUGAAACAUGCGACUACAACAGAGCUAUAUAGCCCUCAGAACACAAGGCUUCAAGAGUAUGUGAAUGGGAUACGAAGUGAAUAUCGGCUUAAUCAGUUCCACCAACAAAAGCCAGUUCAAAUGGAAAUUGAUUUUUCCGGGGCAACGUCUAGGCCCACAGUGAUUUCUCAGCCAGGUAGUGCUGAGUCUGAGCAUUCAGAUGCUGAAGUGUCUGGCAGAGAUGACAGGGCAGGUCCUUCCGAUGAUAGAAAGCCUCGUAAAAGAGGGCGUAAGCCUGCUAAUGGCAGAGAAGAGCCACUUAAUCACGUUGAGGCAGAAAGACAAAGGAGAGAGAAGCUAAAUCAGCGGUUCUAUGCAUUGCGAGCUGUUGUCCCCAACAUAUCCAAGAUGGAUAAAGCCUCUUUGCUUGGAGAUGCUAUAUCUUAUAUCACCGAGUUGCAGAAGAAGCUUAAAGACAUGGAAGCAGACAGAGAGAAGCAUAAUAGCACUUCAAAAGAUACAACAUCUGGUACAGAAGCCAACUCUGUUGCAGAUACACAAGUACAAGCUCCUGAUGUAGAAGUUCAGGCUAUGCAAGAUGAGGUUGUUGUAAGAGUUAGUUGUCCGUUGGAUUCACAUCCUGUGGCUAGAGUUAUCCGGGCAUUCAAAGACUCCGAGAUCAAUAUUGUCGAUUCAAAACUUGCUGCAGGUACAGAUACUGUGUUUCAUACGUUCGUUAUAAAGUCUCAGAGUUCUGAACAACUGACCAAGGAAAAAUUGUUGUCAGCAUUUUCGCAUGAAUCAAAGCCUUUGCAAGCUCCGUCAUCAACUGGUGGAUAGGAGCUUGUAGUUUCUAUUAAUUAGUAGGGUGUAAUUGGAUAGUAAUGUAGAAAAAAGAACCCAUUCUAUGACUUGUGCAGAGGUUUUGAUUUUGCAGCAAGGAGGAGUUAAAAAGAGGAAUAGGUGGUGCAAACAAUGUCCCAUUAGAAGUAGAAUAACAGCCAAUUGACAACAAUAGUCUUUGCAAAAUUGUUUUUGUUCUGUUCAUAGUUAUACAUAUUUUGUCAUAUGGAAGUAUUCUAGCAAGUUGAAUUGAAUGUGUACCUUCACUAUCUUCCUAAGAAGUUCAUUAAGUUUUGUUUCUCA
Messenger RNA from Beta vulgaris subsp. vulgaris (sugar beet), 2960 nucleotides. RefSeq names its product transcription factor MTB1. Lineage: Eukaryota; Viridiplantae; Streptophyta; Magnoliopsida; Caryophyllales; Amaranthaceae. The record is from RefSeq and is a predicted model, not a curated record. Gene Ontology annotation, molecular function: transcription cis-regulatory region binding; DNA-binding transcription factor activity; protein dimerization activity. The transcript has a single exon. The coding region runs from base 657 to 2654 and encodes 665 amino acids. Gene Ontology annotation, cellular component: nucleus. Gene Ontology annotation, biological process: regulation of DNA-templated transcription.